This is a messenger RNA of Entrophospora sp. SA101, 339 nucleotides long. Lineage: Eukaryota; Fungi; Glomeromycota; Glomeromycetes; Entrophosporales; Entrophosporaceae. The record is from the annotation of a GenBank genome assembly.
AUGGGAAUACUUUUGGUAUAUGAUGUUACAGAUGAACGUUCUUUCAACAAACAGCAUGCAAGUGAAGGAGUUAAUAAGAUCCUUAUUGGUAAUAAAUGUGAUUGGGUUGAAAAGAAAGUAAUUGCUAAAGAACAGGGUCAGGCACUUGCUGAUGAAUUUGGUAUUAAUUUCUUGGAAACCAGUGCUAAAGCUAACAUCAAUGUAGAAGAAGCUUUCUUCACUUUGGCAAGGGAUAUCAAGAAAAGACUUAUUGAUACACAUGCACAAGAACAACAAAAUCAUCAAAAUAAAAGACUUGAAUUGGAUAACAAGCAUCUUAAAGCCAACACUGGCUGCUAA